This is a messenger RNA of Bacidia gigantensis, 1533 nucleotides long. RefSeq lists its product as uncharacterized. The transcript has a single exon. The record is from RefSeq and is a predicted model, not a curated record. Bases 1 to 1533 code for a protein of 510 amino acids. Lineage: Eukaryota; Fungi; Ascomycota; Lecanoromycetes; Lecanorales; Ramalinaceae.
AUGUUCGUUGAGCCUGACGAGGCCGAAUCUAAAAUCGCGGCCAACGCAGACCCUACUGUGACUGCGCGCUCUACGAUACGACGGCAGCGAACCGUGAGAUACAGCCCCGGUACGCGAUUGCACAGGCAAUCAUCAGCGCAGCUCUCCAGUCGCCGCCAGAAUGCUGGGUCUAAUAGCAUACGGCACCCACUAGACCCGCGGAGAUCUCUGCUGGAGGACAUCCGUAGGAGAGGCGCAAGUACUGAGCAUCACGCGUCGCUCAAUGAAAUCGACGAGCUUGAAGCGUCCAUUGCGCAGUAUGAAGCUGUAAGAAAUCCAAAUGCUGCAGAAGUCACGGACGGGCAAGAGACUUUUCGUAGUCGCAUGGAGAGCGAAAGCGCGCGCGCGACCCCCACAACCACUCGGACGGGCCCUGGUAGCCAUUCUAGAGAAGGAGACGCCAUGUCGGAAUACCCUUUCGAAAACCCUACGUCGUCUUCAUCUAGGCUUCGUUCAUCUGUGCAAAGAUACAGACUCACUCCACCGUAUAGUCAAAGAGAAUCGCAGCGCCAAAGUCCGGUCUACAGGCCUGUCAACCGACCUCGUGACGCCCCCUACACCCCUGGAUUUCCACCUGCGCAUCGUCCUGACUUGUUCGACAUGGAGUUGAGACGUUCUGAAAGAAUGGUCGAUCUCACCGGUCUUGCCGCUCGCGUCAGUGACCUUCAGAGUGUGGAACGAUAUCGUCAUGAUAACGAUCUCGACUCUAUGCUAUCUAACGUCAAUUCCAUGAUCUCGCGCAGUAGCAGCCGAUUGACGCCGGAGUAUCUGCUCACGGAAUCGGAGGUUGUUAAUGCAAUCAAAGAAAGGGUGGAAGUUUUGAUUGCCAGAGCAAUCCUCAGCCACGACCUUGACCACAUACCUCCGUCUCGGCGUAGACACCAUCCUUCUCAUCCUAAUCCUUUAAGUCGAGACGAUCUAGAUGGGCUAGGCGAUCGAGAACGCAGUUUCAGCCCAGAAGGCAUAAGCUGGGAGACCAUGCUGACGAACAUAACCCCCGACGACCGAGUGCCAAGCCUGCACUCGUCCUUUAAUAGGGCUACCCCAUCCACAUCUACUUCCUCUUUCGGCUCCGUCUCAAAUCUCAGCGCUUCUUCUUCAUCCUCUUAUGGAACUCAAUUCACCGCACCUUCAUCGUCUGCCGAGAUCGAGCCGUGCCCCGUCAUGGACGCCCAGAAUUCAGACCGAGAAUACUCAGCAGAAUCAUCGAUGGAAUCUUCGCAUUCGCAUAGGCCUCCCAGGGCCGGAGACACCGGGCAUAGGGCAGACGAGCACCUUGACAGAAUCCAGUCUCUUUCGACCAGACUGGACAGUCACAGGGCGCACGGUAGUGAGCACUCAGCGUCAAAUCGCCGGAGCCUCGAGCGAGAAGCUGAGCUGCAGAGACUCGAAGCAACUCUGCGUCGGCUAGAAAGGCAGAUCGAGGAGGAGAACCAUGCGGUUGCUGGGCUACAGCGAACGAGCGGCGUUCGUGCUGGACGCGAGCGGCUCUAA